Prinia subflava (tawny-flanked prinia) is the source of this 8974-nucleotide messenger RNA. It is a transcript of the gene SLC49A4, whose product is annotated as solute carrier family 49 member 4. The record is from RefSeq and is a predicted model, not a curated record. Gene Ontology annotation, cellular component: intracellular membrane-bounded organelle; membrane. Lineage: Eukaryota; Metazoa; Chordata; Aves; Passeriformes; Cisticolidae. The transcript is spliced from 9 exons. The coding region runs from base 1 to 1425 and encodes 474 amino acids.
AUGGGCUUGGGCUGGAGCAGCGCGGAGGAGCGGCGGCCCCUCCUGCCGCCGCCGCCGCAGCAGCCGCGGCCGCAGCCGCGGGGGCCGGCGGGGGGCCCGGCGGGGCGGCUGCCGCCGCUGUCAGGCCGCGUGUACGGGCGGCGGUGGCUGGUGCUGCUGCUGUUCUCGCUGCUGAGCUUCGCGCAGGGCCUGGUGUGGAACACCUGGGGUCCUAUCCAGAACUCGGCCCGCCUGGCCUUCGGCUUCAGCGGCUGGGACAUCGCCCUGCUCGUCUUCUGGGGGCCCAUCGGCUUCGCGCCCUGCUUCUUCUUCAUGUGGCUCAUGGACAAGAAGGGUCUGAGGGUAACAGUGUUACUAACAUCAUCCCUCAUGGUAUUGGGAGCUGGCCUGAGAUGUGUUCCAGUUUCAGACACAGAAAUUAGGAAGAAGCUGAUCCACGGAGGGCAGCUGCUGAACGGCCUGGCGGGGCCCACGGUGAUGAACGCGGCUCCGUUCCUCUCCACGACGUGGUUCUCUCCGGACGAGCGCGCCACGGCCACGGCCAUCGCCGCGCUGCUCAACUCGCUGGGCUCCGCCGCCGCCUUCCUGGUGGGGCCGCUGGUGGUGCCCCCUCCCAACGGCACCGCUGCGCUGGCGGCGCAGGGCAGCCCCCGGCACAUCAAGGACCGCAUCGAGGCCAUGCUCUACGCAGAAUUUGGAAUGGUUUCCCUGAUAUUUUCUGCAGCGCUGGCCUACUUCCCCUCGCGCCCUCCAUUCCCCCCCAGCGUGGCUGCAGCGAGCCAGCGGCUCAGCUACAGGAGAAGUUUUUGCAGACUCUUAAGCAAUUUCCGAUUCUUGAUGAUUGCGUUAGCCUAUGCGAUACCACUGGGUGUUUUCUCUGGCUGGUCUGGUGUUCUGGAUUUGAUAUUAACACCCAUUCAUGUAAGCCAGGUGGAUGCAGGCUGGAUUGGAUUUUGGUCUAUAGUUGGAGGUUGUGUUGUUGGCAUAGCAAUGGCAAGAUUUGCAGAUUUUAUCAGGGGCAUGCUGAAGUUCAUACUGCUGCUGCUUUUAUCUGGAGCAACAUUAGCAUCAACCUGGUUCACUCUCACCUGUCUAACUACUGUCACUCAUCUGCCUUUAACCACAGCUACACUGUACACAUCCUGCAUUUUGCUGGGUAUAUUCCUCAACAGCAGCAUACCAAUAUUCUUUGAGCUCUUUGUGGAGACAGUCUACCCUGUUCCAGAAGGAAUAAGCUGUGGAGUUGUCACCUUUUUGAGCAAUGUGUUCAUGGGAGUGCUUCUGUUUUUCCUCACAUUUUACCAUACAGAGUUUUCCUGGUUCAACUGGUGCCUGCCAGGGUCGUGUCUGCUCAGCCUGCUCCUCAUCCUGUGCUUCCGCGAGUCCUACGACAGACUCUACCUCGACGUCGUCGUCUCCGUGUGAUCACGCCGGACUGGUGAGGGCUUGGAAGAGACUGGAAGUCGGCUUUGCAGUCUGCACAUCUGCCUGGAUUUGCACAGCUGAACAGCAGAAAAACAAAGCAAUUUCAAGACUUAAUCAAGGCUUUAUUUAGAGAGGGUGAGGGACGGGUUGUUCUUACGUUCCAGACCAUCUUGAUUUGCCCUAAAUGCGGAACAGGAGCGGUGACGGUGACACUGGAAUGCACAAAGAGAAUCUCUCUGCUGUCCAGGUGCCUGUGCCAGGGCUGGGGCUUGCUGUUGAGGAGGCUGUUGAUGCAGCAAUGAGGUGUAUGUUGUGUGUGUGUGUGUGUGUGUGUGCCUGUGUGCUGACUCACGGUUAUACACACCAGGGUACCAGUAAUCCUCAGAGUCUUCUAUCAGAAUAAAAAUAGGGAAUAAUCUUAACAAAAGGAAAAAAUAAGAAAACAAAAAUCUUUUCUUCAAGAUCUCUUUAAAAUCACUAGUUAUUUAUAUAUUGAGUGUCCAUUAAACAGUUAAGCUAAAAUGAUUUGGUGCUUGUACACUACAUUUGCAUUCUAAUAAAGUGGGUUCUGAUAUAAGACACUGGUACCAGGGUUUUUAGCCAUACUAAAUAUCCCAAGUAAUCCUUGCAGUGUUAUUAGAGGUGUUUGUUACCACCCUGGAGCACAAGUAAACAAUAGCUUUAGCUGCCACUGAAUCCCAACCUGCACCCACAGUCAUCUCUGAAAUGCCACCGUGGUUCCAUAUGGUUCUCCUGAAUCUGGAGCAUCUGUGGUGUACUGGAGUGUCACUCUAGGUAAAUGUUACUGUUCUAAAGGCCACCACUGUGUCACCUUUCCAUCCUCCAUCUCCAGUACUGCUUUUUUUACUGUUUGUGCCACUGAAUACUGUGGGUGUGGAUGUCUGGGUCCUGCUAGUUCUGUCCUUAUACUCUAAGAUGUGUUUGUUUUUUAGGAUUAGUUUAUGACUGAGGGUGCCUAAACAAUAUUGCUUGUAACCCAAGUCUUGAGAAAUCACUGUUUCCUAAAAAAACCUUUCUAGUUGAGGAGGUGCAUUGAUGUCAAAAUGACAAUGAGUUUGACAGUGAGGAGUAACUCAUGAGUUCUGGCAUAAUAUGGGAAAUUAAUGCCAGCUCUUUUUAUCUGUACUAAUCUGUGGUCUUUCUGGCCCUUACUUGAACAUAAGUAUUAAAGACACUUUGAAUAGUUUUUUAACUCAAUUUUUAAACCUGCUAAUGAUUUCAUAAUUAUAUUCUUAGAUUUCGGUUCAGCAUAAUUUGAAAUAUUUCUCUCUGUGUGUGUGUGUGUGUGUUCUGUGCUUUGUGUUACGGGGGUGUGUUUGUGUGUGUGGGGGCGUGCAUAUUUAUAUCAAUGUAUACACAAAUAAAACUUAUAUAUAUAAGAGAUACAUAUAUAUAUAAGUUGUGCAAGGGUGUGUGUUUCCCUAGUUUCCUCCAGGUGACCCUGUCUGGGAAGAUGACGUGCCCUUGUUUGUAACCAAGGCAGUCACUGCCAUGAGCGGGAACGCGCCGUGAGCGGUCUGCCAUGGAUUCUCCCCAGGGGCUGAAAGAUUUCCUGUGGCAGUGCUGUGGCAGGGGAUGGUGCACUUGUUGGAGGAGGCUCUGCAUUCUAAAAGUUGAAUCAAGCACCCUCUGCUGCUGUGUGGGGCUCUUCUUUGCCCCUGGGGUGACACCGACAUGGUGAGCUCACUGAAAUAAACCCAGGACUACCUUUGAGACACGGAUCUGUUCCUUCUGCCUGCUCUCCUUUUGCAGAGAGAACACAGCUCUAAGACUUAACUCAGGAGUGUAUCUGUGCAGUAAAAUAAAGCAAGCUGUUCCCUGCUUUUAUGUUUUCAGAGCAAUUGAUGUACUUACUGUAGUAACUGAAAAUGGAUUUAGCUCAUUGGCUAUUAAGCUCUAAAUGAUCUUUCUUGUCUUGGAGCAGGCUCUUUGUGGUAGUGGAGCUAACCUGCACAGGGAAAACAAAAUCAGUCCAACCAGCACAUUCUGAUCCACUGGCAUCAUCCCUUACUUUUCAGAUGAGUGGUGUUAACUGUCCAGCUUCUUUUUUACUAUGUUUUAGUGCCUGGAUUAGUUUCAGUAUCCAGUAGCUGCUGCUACCCAUUGUCUUCUGAAACCAAGGAUCACUUGCCAAGAGUCUGGAGUUGCAUUGUCAUGGCAGAACUGCAAGCUUGGAUGGCUCUUCAGAGCUCCAUUUCUGCUAUUUACUGUAGCUAUAUAAAGAUUAAAAUUGCUCAGCUCAGGCACUGUCCUGAGUGACAGAGAUUUCUAAUCCUUUCACUGUCCUAUUUUAAGAUGGAGAAGCAUUUUACACAGUAUUCAGACUAUAACCUAUUCUUCCUCUGUUCCAGAAGGCAUCAAGCAAUUCAAAAUAUUUGUCAGUGCUUCCAGAUGCAGGCUCUCUGUAGUCACGAGAGAAGAGUGAGCCUCUUGUUUUAAACCCUGUUGAUUGUUUUUCUGAGUCAGUGUGAAUGGCUCACUGUGGCUCUGAUGCUUUGGUAGCUGUUUCUCCAUGUGGUGAGUUGGCUGUGGGUGGACACCAUGUGCCCACCAAAGCUGCUCUGUCAUUGCCCUCAGCUGGGCAGGGGACAGAAAAUGUAAUGGAAAGCUCGUGAGUUGGGUAAGAACAGGGACAGAUCACUCACCAGUUACCAUCAUGGGCAAGACAGACUCAGCCUGGGGAAACUGGUUUAGUUUACUAGCAGUCAUAUCACAGUAGCAUAAUGAGAAAUAAAACCUAAUCUUGAAAACACCUUCCCCCAUCCCUCCCUUCUUUCUUGGUUAACUUCACUUGUGGUUUUCUCUUCCUCCUCCCCUCAGCAGCACAGGGGGACAGAGAGUGGGGGCUGUGGUCAGACCAUCACACAUGAGGAUUCCCCACAUUCUUCCCCUGCUCCAGCCUGGGGGUCCUCCCAGGGGAGGCAAUCCUCUAUGAAUUUCACCAGUGUGGGCACAGACCUUCGGGAACAAUCCCUCCAGCAAACCUGCUCCAGCCUGGGCUCCUCUCCUUUGUGCCACAGGUCCUGCCAGGAUUCUGCUCCAGCAGGUUUCCCACAGGCCCAAGGCCUCCUUUGGGCAUCCAGCUGCAUGGCACGGGGUUCUCCACAGGCUGCAGGUGGAUCCCUGCUCCCCAUGGGCUGUAGGACACAGCUGCCUCAGCAUGGGCUGCAUCACAGGCUGCAGGGAAAUCUCUGCUCAGGUGCCUGGAGCAGCUCCUGCCCCUCGCUCUGCACUCACCUGGGUACCUGCAGAGCUUCUCCUCUGCGGGUCUGCAGCUGCAAUGGCUGCUGUGCAGGGACUUCCCUUCUCAGUCUGGUAUCCCAGAGGUGUUAGCACCGUGGCUGAACCCAUUGGCCAGUGCCAGUGCUCCCUUUGGAGCCUGGCUGCUGUUGGCUCUGGCACUCACGGGGCAGCUCCCAGCUCUUCUCAUGGACACCACCCCUGCAGCCCCUCGCUGCCAAAGCCUUGCUGUGCAGAGCCUGUGUCUGUGUCUGCCUGGCCCUGCAGUGUGGUGUGAAUUGCAGCCCAGCAGUGCCUCUGCUCCAGAGCAGGGAUCUUCUCCAGGGCUGGGCAGCCCAGCAGUGCCUCUGCUCCAGAGCAGGGAUCUUCUCCAGGGCUGGGCAGCCCAGCAGUGCCUCUGCUCCAGAGCAGGGACCUUCUCCAGGGCUGGGCACUGCUCCGCAGUCAGGGCUCAACCCGAGCUCUCAGCAACUCUGUUGGAACUCUGCCCAAGGGAAAGUCAAAGGAUUGCUCCCACAUUACUUGAAAUUGUGCAGGACGUGGCUGCAUUCCACACACACAGUGUUCAAGCUUAGGAUUUUAUUAGAUUAGCAAGUCUGGCUCAGAAUGGAGGUGAGGAUUUUAAGUGUGCUUGCUGAGAUCUCUGAAAAACAUUUUAUCCCCAUGUGUGCCCCACAGCAGCAUCCUUCUGUGGAGGAGCAAUCCAUCAAGUCAGUAACACAGCUCAACCCAUAGAAAUAUUUUUUGGAUGAGCAUUAUUCCUGGGUCCACCUUGUUUGGAUUUAGCAGGAGUCCAGGCUGCCAGGCUACCUGCACUUUGUUGGAAGUUUGAGUUUGAAGCGCAGGGAGAGCCCUCAGCAGUGCAGAUGCAAUUAGCAGUAGUGCAGAAUAGGCUCAAAAUAGUUAAAUGUUUUUCUUAAUAGUGAAAUCUCGAAGUCUCUCCAGCUUGAACCAGUCACAGCAUUGGCUGCUGCGUGGCCUGGGACUUGCCAGCAGAGGAAGGCGCCCUGAGAAGCCCUGGAAUUUCCUUCUCUUGGUGGCCUGUAAGCUCAGGGCCCUGAAGAACUCUUCCCCAGCAGUGCUGAGCCCCUUCACACACAGGUAAUUGUGUUGUGGUUUGUACUGGGAGUGCUGGGAAGGAUGCUCCACAGUGAGCCCUCUCUCCUGGUGGUUCAUUUUAAACAUAGGCUGCUCCUCAGGUUUGCUUAGCUCAGUGACACCCUCGGUUCAGCCUCCAGUGCUGCUCCUUUCCUUCUACCGAGCUGUGCAAGCUCCCAUGCUGCUCAUGGGGAGGCUCAGGGCUCAGGGCUCAGGACAAUGCAGACUCCACCUGCAGCACUGCUUCGUGUGCCUGGUCACUGCUGUUACCCAUUAAUUCCUCUGGAAUCCUGUGCCCUCCAUUGGGGCUGCCUGCUCCCCGGAGCUGGAGGUGUGUGGAAGAGCUUCCUUGCUUCCAGAGCAAUUUUACAGGGAAGGGUUGGCUGACCAUGUACAUAAGAACAGGACUUUUCAGAAAAUCAUGCCAGCUGGAAGACAGUGCAGACCCGAAGGAUUCUGCACAUGUUGUGAACAGAUAAUCUGUUACAAGCAGGCUGUAAUUUACCUGAAACCUAUGAUUUUAGCUGUCUCACCUAGAGAAGCCAUGCAGAUGGGUACCCUGUGUGUCAGGCUCACAGCAUCACAGCUAUUCCCAACCAUCUGACAGAGCUGAAAGGAGUGGGAGUGGGACAGCUUGAAUCUUGGAGUGGGUUGGAAAACCCCGGACUCUGUCAGUGUUUGUAGUGGUAACCUGGGGAGAGUAACAGGUUGGAUUAAGUAACAAGAAGUGCCCAGUUCCAGGGGGCAUUUCAGUGCCAAAAUAUUGCAUUGGACAGAUCAAGUCCAUAUAAAAUUUGGAAUUUUGUGGAGACAGGGAUGUUAAUGCUGGGCUUGUUCUACAGCACUGAGCAAGUGACUGUGUGGCCUUGCAGUGCCACAUAAACAGGCUGCAUUGAUUGAUGUGCAUGUAUUGGCUGUUACAAGAAAGGGAAUUGUCAUUUAAUUGUCAGGAGUGACUGAAAUAUGAAUGGCAAUUACGUAGUUUGCACAGUGGAUAUAACUGCUCUGUAAUGGUGUGACAGCAGGGCUCUAAUUGUUUAUUUCUUCUGUUGGGUCACUUGAAAAUUAGUAAGCAUCUCUGACAAAGGCAUUUUUAUGUUUCAUUAGUUUUGAGGAGGUUCCUUUUAUACUAAGUACGGACAUUAUAAUAACUUGGCAAGACAACUGCUACAGUGAUGUGGAAAGCUACAUCAGCUCUGGGUGUUGAUUUGGUAUCUGAUAUUGGUGCUGCCCUUCUCAGGAUUGUUAAAGCACUGCAUGGGAAGAGCAGGGACGUGGGGUGUUCAGGGAGGUUGCUGUGUGUGUGAAUGCACAGUUGUGCAAGGGCAGAUGCCAACCCUGCCAAAACACACAAGGACUUUGUCACCUUCUGUGGGUCCCAGCAUUCCAGCUGUGGGGGGAGAAGAGGGAAAUGCUGCCUUGCUGCUGCCUCCUUUCCAGCAGAGAGGCAGCCAGGCAGGCUGCAGGCUUGCUGCUCCACGUGAGGGGAUCAGAACGUUCAAGGCAGGCUCCAUUCCCUUCCCUGCAGCCGUGACUCGAGGAGGGCUGAGGGUGGCACAGGAAUAUCUGCCUUGCUUCCUCCAGGAGUGUCCCUUCAGCUGGCAGAGCAUUGCCCCAGAGCAGGCACAGCCCCAGUGAAGUCAGAAGAGGAUGUCAAUCUGAUUACAAUGUUUGCAGUUUGUGUUUCAAGACAGAUGAAACUAAUAAAUAAAGGAAGAAAUGCAACUCUGUCCAAAGUUUUGACAAGCAAAAGUAAAUAUUUGCACAGAUGUGCUGGCUCCUGCCAAUUACUUGGGAUUGCAAUGAUUUUGGAUCAAUUCAUGCCCCUCACAGCCCCAGCACUGUUUCUUCACUGCUCAGCCCCAGCAGCACCGUGGGAAGCUUCAAGCCCUGGUGGAGGGCAGGGAGUGCAGCACAGAGGGAGGGGGGAAGCGCUGAGCCGGGAUGCCCAGGACGGGGAAUGCUGGGCACCUGGGUUAUUUGCACAGGAGGGGUGUCCAAAGCCCAGUUGUUUCACAGCCUCACUUUUUCCUCCCUCAAGGAGGAGUUUUUGACCUUAAUUUUCUGUUUGUGACGAGGUUUGUGCCACAGGGACAGGGACAGCUGCCGUGGUGGCACACGAUGCAGAGGCGCUGGUUUUUCAGGGUGGGACUUGCUCUCUGCAAUAACAGAGUCUCUCUCCCCAGUGCUCUCUCCCCAGUGGCUUCCUCCAUGUGAUUUAUCCUCUUGUUGCAUCUGGACAGACUCAUUGCACUCACUUUGUAUUCCUGUAUGAAGACAAUACCAGCAGCAAACCCUUUUUUCUUUAUGGGAAGGUUUUCCGUUCAGGCCGAGGCCACUUCUCCAACUUUAGUCCGUGUGUUUGUCAAAGCCACAACAACCCCAAGCCCACGUUUUCCUUCCCAGAGGGGAUGUGCAGGUUUGUGUGGGACAAGUCAGGGGGCUUGGGGAAGGGCUGCUUGGGUCUUGGGGUGCCCACCCAUGCCAGUGGAGGGGGAUGCUCCAUGUCCCUCCCCAGCAGGGACACCCUGAACGUGCACUAUGAACUGGAGUUGUGUUCCCUGCCCCCUCCCUGCCCACAGCUCUCCUGUGUGCUCUGACCUUUCUGCUGUCACUGGGCUGAGCCAGCCCAGCAGAGCUGCAGGCUGUCCCCACGGGACAAUGGUGCAUCUUCCAGACAUACUCUUCUCUGCCUAGGAUAUUUGCUAGAUUAAAAUCUCUUCUGCCCCUACCAUGUUUAAUGUCUUCCGCUGUGCAUUUUAGAAAGAAGUACUUGAUAAGGUCAUAAAAACAGCUUUUAAUUAUGGGACACACCUAACAGUUGGGGUUUUUUGAACUGCAUGAACAUAUGGAGAAGGACAAGGGUUUUACAUGUGGGAGAGCAUCUUUGUAAACUAUCCUCGACUUGUAAGACUGUUCAGUUUUACUGGAGUUUGUAUGCGUUUUACUUUUGUAAAUUUUUAAGUGAUUUGAUAGAAUUUUAUUUUAGGGCAAAGUCUACUUUUUGUAUGCGAUAUUCCGAUGUGGUGUAUUUUUAUUUUUGAGAAAAUAAUGUUGAAACCACUAUAUAAUUGUCAAUGUAACAUAUCCACUGUGUAAUUUCUAUUUAAAACUGGACUCUGACCAUGAAGUGCGUGUUCCUUUACGUACUGGUUGUUGCACAUUAAAGAGGUUACUCAGUUUGCUGCCA